This is a messenger RNA of Ceutorhynchus assimilis (cabbage seed weevil), 314 nucleotides long. Lineage: Eukaryota; Metazoa; Arthropoda; Insecta; Coleoptera; Curculionidae. The record is from the annotation of a GenBank genome assembly.
AUAAACAAUCUUGGAAAUCAACCUACAAUAACUGAAUUAAUUGAAAAUACAGUCUCACACAUUUCAAAGUUUUCCUGGAAAACUAGUGAAGGGAAAAAUUUGAAACUUUUUGCAUAUGAAGAGGAAGGUCGGAGGCUCAUUUUCACAAAAUUUCAAAUUUUUCCACAGAAAAUAACCUGAAGAAUCUUGGAAAUCAACCUCCAAUAACUGAAUUAAUUGAAAAUACAGUCUCACACAUUUCAAAGUUUUCCUGGAAAAAUACUGAAGGGAGAAAUUUGAAACUUUUUGCAUGUAAAAAGGAAGGCUAUAAGCUC